CAUGAAUUGAGGCACACAAGCUAGUUUAGAGGGAGUGGAGAGAGAGACUCAGACCCUAUAAAUAUCACUUGUUAUUUCUCUCAAAGUUUUAAUCACUUGAUUUUCUCUAAAACCAACUUCAACAAAUAUCACACUAAGCAAAGCAAUAGCAAUGGAAAGCCAAGGUAGAAAUAUCAGCCACACAUCUGGUACUGAAGUGGCUGGUCAAGCUCAGAUGAGGAAUGAUGAAAAUAUGCACCAAGGAUCCAAAAACACCGGCCGAGACACUAACUUCCUUCAACAGACUGGGGAAGGUGUGAAUACCAUGGCGCAAGGAGCAGCUACAAUGGCACAAGGAGCAGUACAUGGAGCAGCAAGCAUUGUGCAAGGAGCAGCGACGGGAGUGGCAAACGUGGCCGGAGGGGCAGCUUCUGCCGUGAAAAACACUCUAGGAGCGAAAAAUGAUGAUACCACCACCACCACCACCAAUUACCCAGGCAAACCCAAGUACUAGGAUUUGAAGUGCUAUAUUUAGCUCUUUUGAGUUGGUCUCUUUCUUUUUCUUCCGAGUGUGAUAAUAAGCGCUUAUUGUUUGAUAAGUGUUUCAUGUAUCAUUGUCAUUUCAAUGCUUUGAUGAUACUAUAUAUUGAAGGUCCCUUUUAUAUA
Molecule: messenger RNA, 645 nt
Organism: Rhododendron vialii
Lineage: Eukaryota; Viridiplantae; Streptophyta; Magnoliopsida; Ericales; Ericaceae
Exons: 3
Coding region: 152-493 (113 amino acids)
Source: RefSeq, a predicted model, not a curated record